UAAAAUCUUUGAAAGUGUUUCAAUAAAUAUUUGAAUUCCUUACAAAAUAAUCAUUAACACAAAAUCAAAUUUAUAGUGUAUUAGAAACCCUUGAUAGUAUUUACUUUCAUUUGGUUGAAAGGAAAUGUCUUUAUGGACAUUCCUGAUGCAGUUUUGGGGAAACUGAUUUUAGUAACGACAGUUACUGUGUUUUUGGUUUUCGUUUUUUGGAUCAAUUCUUAUCCUUUCAUAGACGAAGAUCUUGCUAUCUACAAAUACAUUCCUGAUCCACAGUGGGCAUUACUAGCGUGCGCCGUUUGGGGCUUCUUCUUCAUUGGGGGACUCAUGUCUUUUACUCUGUACCACAUAUAUCCACACCUCUAACUUAUUUACAUAAAGCUCAAAUCACAAUGGCACAUGGGAAAAUGGACAACUGGAUUAUCAUAGGAGUAUCUGGUGUUACUUGUGGAGGAAAAACAACACUAGCGAAUAAAUUAAAAAACCUUCUCACACCGGUGUAUGUAUUCCAUCAAGAUAAAUACUUCUAUCCGGAUGAUAGUCCCCAUCAUAUCAAAUGUGAUGGCUUGGACCACAACAACUAUGAUAUACUGUCGUCUCUGGACAUGCAAGCUAUGUUCAAUGAUAUUAUGAAGACUGUGGACGGUGAAAAUAAAGCACAUUCGUUUAAUGACGAAAAGUGUGGGGGGAAGUUACAAGUGAAUGGUAAAAAGUUUAUCGUGUUGGAAGGGUUUACAGUGAUGAAUUAUAAACCCAUUAUGGAAAUUUGUAAUUUAAGAUACUACUUCGUGUUAGAAUACGGCGAGUGCCUGUCUCGCCGCUGCCUCCGGCUGUACGAGCCGCCCGACGUGGACGGCUACUUCGACCAGUGCGUGUGGCCCGAACACAUCCGAUACAGAGCCGAGAUCGAGAAGGACAAUCGUGUCAAAAUCUUAGACGGAACGUGUCACGACGCUCUGGAUAUUGUCGUUUCAGAUCUUAAAACUCUCGGAGCCGUUAAAGUUUAGCAAAUAACAGAGGUUCAUAGUAAUGAGAUUGUGUUGAUCUUUUAACGAGCAAAAAUGUAUACAACACUUUAAUUGAUUAUAAUAUUGAUGAUUAAAUCGAGUUCAUAUAUAUACUUGUAUUAUUGGUAGAUCAUUAGUAUAAUUAAUGGAUGUGCUUGGAAAAGAUAUUAUAUACAACUUCUUAUAGUUACUAAAAUAUCCAUGUCAAUGUUGCUUUUUGUGUUAUAAGAGACAAAAUGUAUCGCGGGUUGAAAUUUUUAUACGCAGUAUUUUCGUAUGUUCACAUUUUCUUGUUUAUGACGCUACACGUUUCUAGUAAAUAUAUAUAAAUACGUUUCUAA
Vanessa atalanta (red admiral) is the source of this 1345-nucleotide messenger RNA. Its product is annotated as nicotinamide riboside kinase 1. Gene Ontology annotation, cellular component: cytoplasm. The record is from RefSeq and is a predicted model, not a curated record. Gene Ontology annotation, molecular function: ATP binding; kinase activity. NCBI's taxonomy places the organism in Eukaryota, Metazoa, Arthropoda, Insecta, Lepidoptera, Nymphalidae. Bases 390 to 1004 code for a protein of 204 amino acids. The transcript has 4 exons.